Raphanus sativus (radish) is the source of this 6714-nucleotide messenger RNA. Its product is annotated as cycloeucalenol cycloisomerase-like. The record is from RefSeq and is a predicted model, not a curated record. The transcript has 6 exons. NCBI's taxonomy places the organism in Eukaryota, Viridiplantae, Streptophyta, Magnoliopsida, Brassicales, Brassicaceae. Gene Ontology annotation, molecular function: cycloeucalenol cycloisomerase activity. The coding region runs from base 320 to 910 and encodes 196 amino acids.
CAAAUCUUCUGUUCGCCCAUUGACUUUCUUUUAAGUCCUCCAGUUCAUACUUAUUUCCUUAUUCUUCAGCCCUUCUGUUGAUUGCUUGCUUUCCAAGUACAUCUCUGCAGCUUGUCAGAAUGGUCCAUGGAGUAACGUCACAUGUGAUUAAAUCUUAACUGCGGACAUAAUUCCGGUCAUAAUCACGAUAGUAGAGCUGUCACGAUCACCUCGUUGUGAUUAUUUAUUUGGUCGAUCGUACAGAGUAAUCACUUCAAGUAACCAAUCAAAACGUUUCUCUUCCCAAAGCCAAUCUCCAGAUUUUCCGGUCACAAGGAGGAUGUCAGGAUCAAGUGAUGUUUCUCGGAGCUUGUGGCUGGCACAAAAUCCAAGCAAGAGAUGGGGAGAGCUCUUCUUCCUCUUCUACACUCCUUUCUGGCUUACUCUCUUCUUGGGAAUCAUUGUUCCUUACAAGCUUUACGAGACAUUCACGGAGUUGGAGUAUCUGCUUGUGGCCUUGGUUUCAGCUGUUCCUGCUUUCUUGAUACCAAUGUUGGUUAUUGGAAAGGCCGACAGAGGCUUAUGCUGGAAGGACCGUUAUUGGGUUAAGGCAAAUCUCUGGAUAAUUAUUUUCAGCUAUGUGGGAAACUACUUUUUGACUCACUACUUCUUCCAAGUUCUUGGAGCGUCAUAUACUUUUCCGUCGUGGAAAAUGAAUAAUGUGCCUCACAACACAUUUUCUUCAUGGCACAUGUUUGUUUCCUCUUUUACCACGUUGCAUCCAACAUUACUCUUCGAAGGCUACGACAUUCUGUUACGCUUUGAUACCACUUGUGGCGGAAUUCGUGGUUCUUCUGAUACCACUUGUAGAGUCAAUCGUAACUCUAACAAGACUUCCUUGGAGAUUCAUAACAUCCCCUGGUCCCUUUGAUCUUUCCCAUUGAUUCAAUCCUUGUUCAUGACUCAAGAAUUUUUCACCCAGUUCGCGGCCGCAGCACACUACAUCUGGGGUGGAUCCAGGAUCCACAACAUCCACUAUGAAGUAUCGGAAAACACCUCCGAUGUGGUUUACAAGAUCAUUACUCUCUCUGUUCCUGGGUAUGCAAACCCUAGAGAGUAUAAAGAGAUAAUACAAGAGUACAUGGCUAAGAGCUAAACCUAGAACAACAAAUUAUCUCUAGCUUACUCUAUCUCUCUAAGAGACGCCAUGGAAGCUCUUUCUGGAUGCUUGAGGCUGCUGCCUCCCAGAAGCUUGGCUUAGAGAUCUCUGUCGUGAUCUCUCCUUCUUUGUAUUGCCAGCACUUAACCUAAUGGGCUUUAUCGAUUAGGCCCAUAGGUUGUCCAUGCGUAACUUGUGCAACUCGGCCCAGCCGAUGAACAAGUCCGAUGGACUUGACCAAACCUCACAAAUCUCCACCUGUUUGGUCCAAGUCCAUAACCCUUCCUUUGUGCUCGACAUAUCCUGAAACUUGAGCAAACCUGCUCAUCCUCUGCAUCUCUUUGUCUUCUCUUAUCUCUUCUCACUUCUCUCAGCUCCAUCUUGAGCUUAGCUUGAAGUCCCUUCAUGAUCUUCUCGAAACCUGCAUAAGCUUCCACUUAUACACCACAACUGCUUAAGUAGAUUAAACACUUAAAUCCACUUAGCCCCAUCAAUGAAAAUAUACAUCAUGCUUGAUGAAAGGUAUGUGACAAUCCCAUUGCCAUUCUGAAUUUCCAUCACCUUCAUCCAUUGUCUUGAGUUGCUAACCCAGCUGUUACACUCCAAGUGUCAAGCUCAACUCCUCAUUGAAGUCGUGUUACUUCAUAUCUUACUCCUCGUGAACUUAUCAACAACAAAGCUUUGCUGUCAAAAAAUCACGAACCUGUUCAAGUGUUGAACAGAAACCUGAACAUCUUUCUGCAAGUUGAUUUCCUCCUUAGCCUUUCGAUUCCACUCAUGUGCACUGAGCCUUGAACCAAAUUACCUGAAUUCUGUGCAGCUACCUUCGAACCAUAUAUGCUUCAGACCUGAAACAACCUCUGAUUCUCUACUUUUUUAAAACACUCCAGCCUUGAACACGUUUUUGUACUGCUGUUGCUCUGAACAAGACCCGCCAUCCAACCAUCACUGCUGGACAGACCUUCGACACAACCUUGGUUCACCCUUUAUGUUGUUAACAAACAUUGCUACCACAUAAUCCUCCUUGAAUCAACCGCAAACCCUUGAAGUCACUCAUGCUCCAUAUCUCUGAAACAGUCUUUGACUUACCCUUGAUGUUCUUGAACAGACUGCACUUGAGCAUCACUUUGUACCGCUGCACAAGCAGGACACGCCGCCUAACACCACCUGAUUAGGAAGACUUUCGACACAAACAUCUUUGCUCCACCAUCUGAUCAACCUGUUCUGCAACAACAGAACCCCACUAACAGAUUUAGACCCCACUGCUAGUUAAAUUAACUGAGCCUCAUACCAUCUUCACCAUGAUACGCCUUGGCUUUCCUCACUAGCUGCAUGUGAUAUCUUAUCUGGAAUGCCUGAUAUCCCUCCUUUACUCAGUUGUGAAUUCCUUUCCUCAAUAUCCUUCUUGUACUGAGAUGUCUCCAAUGCCGAAACCUGUGCAUCACCAUCAACGACUUGAACACGCCUGCUAGUCAUUGAACCUACCAUAGCCUGAUGAGUACCUAGCCAUCGAUGAGUAUCUGGCCAUUAGCUAAUGGACUUCCUUGAGGAAACUUCCUCUCUUCUAUGAUGCAAACAUAUUCCAGAACUCCACCUGUUCUGAUCCAUAAGUGCAAUCGGCCUUUCCUGCACUUAUACCUUCAUGAAGCUUCUUUCAGUUUCACGACUUGAGCUUAAGAUGAACCUGCUUGUGGAGAACAAGUCUUACCCUUCCUGAGAUGGACAAACUGUAAGACACUUCCCUGCAAUCCCUGCAAACUGUAAGACACUUCCCUGCAAUCCCUGCAAUGUCUUCUAACAGUUUCUUACUUUGCUUCAUCUCACCAUUCUUCAUCUUCACUUCUCAAUAUUUCAGUAUCUCUUGAUACUUACUUCCCUUCAGUUUAACCAAGUACCUCACCACGUGUUAUCAUGCAUCAUACUCGGCUCUUAUUUCGUGGUCCUCUAUAUCAACCUCACUGCAGUGUACUCUUGAUACAUACGCCGAUUUACUUGUCUCGCCUACAAGUUCCCUUAUGUAAGACUCCUCUUACAAAUCUCCUGAUGAUGCGCCUUGUACUUGUUAACUGAUCCUGACACUCCUGGCCUUGACACUCUGAACAUAUCCACGAGCCUCUUAUCAUGGAUAACCUUUCUUUUCAGCUCUUACUCCCUUGAGCUGACGAAGUUGCUAACCCGAAACUUUUAUCUUUCAGCUGAACCAAUCAAGACAUCUUCUAAACCAGUGACUCACUCCACCUGGAAUCAGAUUAUAUAUCUUCCUGAUGCAUCAAUCCUUAUAUAAUCUCAAUGGCUCCACCUGAAUCAAAUAACCCUUUAGAUGUACCAUGUCUCUGUAACUAAGUUUCUGCAACUGUUCAAUGUUCAUGUCGGCCCUUGAACAUAUCUCUCAUCAUACAUGCAUGUGAUGCUCCUGAGAUACUCCCUUACAGCUUAUGUCAUGUCAAACUCGAACCCUUGACGAGUUUCUCAAGCUGUAGCUAUACUUGAACCCUGACUUGCUCAAGCACGAAGUUCCGACCUGGUCAAGUCUGCAAAUUUCUCCUUUUGCCUUUGAGCUUCAAUUCUUAUCCGAGAGCUCCACCUUGACCACUGUGGUCGUGACACCAAAACCGGCGUCCUUUACUUCUCCUCUGAGUCUAUUCAUCUGGAAUUGCCGACUCAGACAUCCAUGACGAUUCCUCUAAGGUAUAACUCACACACGCUUCUCCUAGCUGUGGUAGCGACUUUCUGCUUCUUGAACAAGUGUUGAUGACUGUUGUCUUAUACCCUUUAUCCUCAGGAUUACAACCUGUCGUAACAACCUGUUCAACCCGAUUCCGCCUGCGCAUUUUCCUCUGCCUUUGACCAGAAUCUUCAAGCUAAGUUUAACCUUGAAUCACCUUUUUAUCUUUAGAUUUUUCCCCGUCACUCACACGACAUUACUAAAGAUUCUGCAUGUUGUUACCACAAAUAGCCAUUUGCUCCAACACACCCUUGUGUAGGCUUUUACACACUUAUCUCAUACUCUAGUUUCUUCUUCGUGGAGGUACAACCUAUUCCUGUCACACUGACUUGGUGACUCCUCUGGCUUUCUUCUCAUAGCCAGAAACCUAGCCUCUUAUGCACCCACGAGACUGACUUGAACUGACCCAAAAACAGAAUCACCUCUGUUUCGUCACAUUGUUGUCACACGACAACCAGCCUGUGCAGCUGCAAGAUCCGUUGAUCAUCUUUCGCAAAGACAUCCUGCAUUCCUUGUGAUCUCUGAAAACCUUCAGUCCCUGUGAGAUUGAUGACCUUUGAUUCCUUCUCCUUUAAGCCUAGCUUUGACUUAAUGUGAGUUUGUAUUCCCUUGAGAUAUCCUCCAUCCCAGACGACUCAAAUCAAUCUCCAACACUCUGAUCAUGAACACGCCAACCUAUGCAGCUGUUAUGUUCCAGCUUGCGCGAGUCUUCCCUUUCUUGCAAACAACCGCUGCAUCCCUUGCAAGUCUCUCAUCAUGAUUUCAUAGACCUGAAACCAUCACGUGAAUUAGGAUCUUCCACUGUGAACGUUUCUUCCUCUGUCUCUGACGUUGUCUUUGUCUACCACAUACAAACGUCAUCUGCUUUUUUUUUUCUCUGAUGCUCCAUAUCCUUUAGCAUCAUCAUUGGUUCGUCACUCCUGAAAUAAUCAUGUGAUUAUGACUACAAAUCUACUGAUUCUUCUUCUCCAGAAUUUCCAGCUGAUGUCGAUGCUAAUUUGAAGCUCUUGCAGAAUCUGAAUCACCAUUGCCUCAAACCAGAAGCUCUUUGACUCAAUCCUAACAAACCUCAAUAGCCUGUAGACACCAAACUCCCCAUCCUGAGAAUUUUCUUUGUAACAACCUGAAUGAACACCUUUCCUUGAACAUCUCUCUGAACCGCUGCUGUUGCCAACAGAACCCGCCGCUUAGCUCAACCUGCUAAGAAGACUUUCGACGCAAAGAAUCUCUGCUCAACCUCUGCUCAAACAAAUCAUUACCUCUGCAACCGUGAAACCUUGUAGACCCAUUUGUUUCCCCUCAUAUGCCUGAGAGGCCAAAACAAACUACUACUGAAUCCCAUGCAGAAAACCCGAAACAUACUUGUUUCCAUCCUGAAUCAAUCUCGAUUUGACACCGCCACCUGUUCAGCCGAACUCUGCCUUGAACAAUUAACUUCUCGUUCUUGCAGAUCCAUCCCAGCAGAAAACUAUGUGUUACGCCAAACACAUAUCUGCUUAGAAAACAACACUGCAUUCCCUCUGAAAAUAGCAGUCUUGUAGUAUCUUGUUCUCUGAACCUCUACCCAGCUGUAGACUCUCAUAAUCACACAUAUACGAACCCUGCAUGAGUCGAUCUCCUUCAAACCCUUCUGCAACACCCUUCACGCUGACUAAAGAAUACCAUCUGAACAGCCAUGAAACACUCAUAUCAUUCAAGGUUCUAAGGCGUCCCCUAGUUCCAAGAAUUCCAUGAGAUACCGAGCUGAAAUAACCCCAUAGAUUAACACACCACCUGCGACUGAUAUACCAUGUAGAGAUAACCCAAGAACACCGUGAAAUCCCUCACUGAAUCUUCAGAUAAUCCCAUACAAAACACCAGUGCGAAAAUCCCUUAUGCUCCACUAUGCUUUCAACUCCAAUAACUUGCAGAAUAUGAAGAAAUCCGAAACUCCAAUGCAUAUAGUCACACACUCCUUGUGACUGUCACACACUCCUUGUGAGUGCAGAUCGAAAACAGCUCUGAAACCUCUGUUUCUUAUGCUAGCAGCCUGCCACCAUCUCGACUUGUGAGUAACCUGAAAACCCUUCUCACAUAGUAGCAGAUUCUUGCACCCUUGGAGAACUGUAGAGAAAUCCUGAUUUCAUAAACUCGAAAUCAUCUCAACCGAUUCAACUGACUUGUGAAUCCUUCCUCCGUAAACUUGUGCAACUGCAGCGAAGAACGUCGAACAGUUUUCCUUCUUCCUCUUGUAAACCAAAAAUCUCUUUGACCUGAUCUGAUCUCGGUGUAUUACUCAGAUUAGGGUAAAACCACGUGACCACCAACUUCAUAUGUCUCUCCUCCUAGAGAUGUGGACUCCAUGAAUCAAUGAGCCUAUGCUCUGAUACCACUUGUUACGCUUUGAUACCACUUGUUGCGGAAUUCGUGGUUCUUCUGAUACCACUUGUAGAGUCAAUCGUAACUCUAACAAGACUUCCUUGGAGAUUCAUAACAUCCCCUGGUCCCUUUGAUCUUUCCCAUUGAUUCAAUCCUUGUUCAUGACUCAAGAAUUUUUCACCCAGUUCGCGGCCGCAGCACACUACAUCUGGGGUGGAUCCAGGAUCCACAACAUCCACUAUGAAGUAUCGGAAAACACCUCCGAUGUGGUUUACAAGAUCAUUACUCUCUCUGUUCCUGGGUAUGCAAACCCUAGAGAGUAUAAAGAGAUAAUACAAGAGUAAAUGGCUAAGAGCUAAGCCUAGAACAACAAAUUAUCUCUAGCUUACUCUAUCUCUCUAAGAGACGCUAUGGAAGCUCUUUCUGGAUGCUUGAGGCUGAUGCCUCCCAGAAGCUUGGCUUAGAGAUCUCUGUCGUGAUCUCUCCUUCUUUG